AUGUGGGCGCAGAACUGGGAAUCGAUAUUCCCCGCAGUGUCCGAAUUCAAGACAAAGUCUUUGGACGUCACGGACGAGAUGUUGAAGCAAAAUUACACUGUCCGCCGAAUGUUCGAGAUUUCCGACAAGUUCUUUGAAGACCUCGGGCUAAUAAGUGUCAACGACGGAGCCGCUGAUUUCUACGGAUUAUCCAUGCUGGAGAGACCGGAAGACGGGCGUGAAGUUGUUUGUCAUGCAGAGGGUUUUCAAGGGAUCACACCCCCUCUGAAACGUUCCGAGGAAGAUUUCGACGCUGGUUCCAAAUUCCACGUCGCAGCCGGGGUGCCUUACAUUCGCUACUUCGUCGCCUUCAUUCUUCAGUUCGACUUUCAUCAAACUUUGUGCACUGCUGCCGGGCAAUUUAAUCCUUCGGAUCCGGCUGAGCACUUGUUACACAACUGUGACAUCAACGGAAACUUGAAGGCUGGAGGAAAACUCAAGAAGUUACUGGAAGCUGGGAGUUCCAAGCCUUGGAAGGAAACCUUGUUCGAGCUGACGGGGAGAAGGGAAAUGUCCGUUCAGCCACUGCUCAACUAUUUCGAAAAGCUACGCGACUACAUCCAGAAGUAUUUGAAGACCAACAACGUGCCGGUCGGGUGGGAGAAUUCAUUGUAA
Notodromas monacha is the source of this 654-nucleotide messenger RNA. NCBI's taxonomy places the organism in Eukaryota, Metazoa, Arthropoda, Ostracoda, Podocopida, Cyprididae. The record is from the annotation of a GenBank genome assembly.